Drepanopeziza brunnea f. sp. 'multigermtubi' MB_m1 is the source of this 1020-nucleotide messenger RNA. RefSeq lists its product as uncharacterized. NCBI's taxonomy places the organism in Eukaryota, Fungi, Ascomycota, Leotiomycetes, Helotiales, Drepanopezizaceae. The record is from RefSeq and is a predicted model, not a curated record.
AUGCGCAAGAAAGCCUGCCUUACCGACGUGGUCGUCGUCCAGAGGGGCCUACGUCCAGCAUCUCUCUCUCCAGUCCUACCAAAUAUCAAGAAGAGGAAGAGGAGACCGUUGCUGAACCUGCCUAAUAAGGGCUACUUCUCGAAGCGGAGACCUGCCUUCGAUGCCUUUGAGGUGAAGCAGCAGGUGUCGGACAACGAGGGCAAUACUCUGAAGAAGAUCCGGGUUGUUUCUCCAGAGACUGGCAUCCAUUCGAAAGCCUGGGCUCUCCAGAUCGCAGAACAGACCGCUCCUCUCCUCCGGAUCCCAAUUGAACUCCGACAACGCAUUUUCGAGAUCGUCCUCUCCGAUUACGAUCUGACCCUCACCCCUCACAAAUGUGGAAAGCGGUUCCUCAACAUUGCAGGCCGCACCCGCUACACUUGCAGAUCCCGACAUGAUUCAAUUGAUGUUGAGGAUCCCAAUUACUUUCGUCCGAAUAGUGUAGUCGACUUGUAUAUAUACUUGUCUAUGCUUUGCCGGCAGACGUACGUGGAAAUUGUUGGAGGUGCUUGGCUGUAUCAGAUUGGGGCUUUCAACUUCAACAGCCCGACGCUGAUGUACAACUAUAUCAAUCGGAUCAACCCCUUCCACGCCUCCAACAUUUCUGCCAUCCACCUCCGAGUCCGCCUUACCCGCAAUGCCCCCAACAUCCCCAGGAAGAUAAUCACCACCCUCGCAAGUCUCCAGCCUAGUCUCCGCGAUCUGUCCUUCGAGGUCUAUGUCGAGGCGGAUCUCUGUUAUGAGCUAAAACUGCCUAACUACCAAUACAAGUUCCUGGAACACCACGAGUUCCUGCCCAAAGAGGAUAUAUGUGUCAAGCUGGAGUCGUCGAAGAACUGGGAGUUGUUGCAGAAUUUAAGAAGUUUUGAGAUGGCCUUCUGCGGGAGCUAUCGGCUUUUGAUUGACAGUCACAGUCCGAGGCUCAUUGCUGUCCGGGAGGAGAUCAAGAAGGUCGUUACGAGGGCUGCUGGCGUUAACUAG